This is a messenger RNA of Verticillium alfalfae VaMs.102, 2667 nucleotides long. Its product is annotated as pathway-specific nitrogen regulator. The transcript is spliced from 2 exons. The record is from RefSeq and is a predicted model, not a curated record. Gene Ontology annotation, biological process: DNA-templated transcription. Bases 1 to 2667 code for a protein of 888 amino acids. NCBI's taxonomy places the organism in Eukaryota, Fungi, Ascomycota, Sordariomycetes, Glomerellales, Plectosphaerellaceae. Gene Ontology annotation, molecular function: zinc ion binding; DNA binding.
AUGAGCGCCGCGCCGCCACCGAAGCAGAUUCGCUUCGUUCACAACCAGGGACAGCCGCCGUCGAAACGGCGGCGGAUCAACGCGGCGCGCGAUAGCAAGGUGGCGCCUGUCGAGAGCCGCAACCCGCCAACGAAACCGAGCCCGAGUCGAAAGCUCGCCGACAUGCACCCGCCCGAGUUCAUACGACUAUCGUCGACGCAAAAUGAGGCGAGCAACGAGAGACACGCUGGCCAGUCUGCUGGUCCUCGACCAAACGCGCCAUCCUCCGAAGACAUUCGCAGCAACGCCAGCCGAUCGCCGAUAUUGCACCACAAGGGGAAGCCUGCGAGUCACCGAGUGCCCUAUUUUCGAUACUUUGGCCCCACGGCCAUAGUCCCCGGCUACAAGCAGAUGGUCGUCUCGGUGCGCGAGAGGCGGCGCAGUACCGCAGGUUCUACCUCUGCUGCGUCACCCAGCUCGGCGGGUGCCGCCGCCGCCGCUGCCCAGGGAGGUCUCAGCAUAGACAGCGUCGCGUUGGCCGAUGCCGAGGUGACCGCCGAGGCUCUACCAGCCUACAACAUCAACGAUGACGAACCCGUGCCGCCGCUCAUUCUCCAUCUGGUCAAGAUCUUCUUCGUUCACCUGGGCUGCAACUUUCCCUUUCUGCAGGAAGAGAGGUUCACACGGAUGGUGGAGGGCAAGGAGGUCGAGGCGAUCCUCGUUGACGCCGUGUGCGCUCUGUCGGCGCGGUUCUCGGAUCACCCUCAGAUCGCGCGGGAUGGGAAGCUGCCCAGGUCGGACUACGGCGUCCAGUAUGCCCAGCGUGCCAAGGCUGCGACUGUUGACACGUUUCCGGCGCCGUCUGUGGGUGCCGUCCAGGCGCUGCUGAUGAUGGCCUAUGAGGGCUUCGGCGCGAACCAGGACAGUGCCCUCUGGAUGUAUCUCGGCCUCGCCAUUCGCAUGGCUGUCGACUUGGGCUUGCAGAAGGUGGUGGGCGUCAAGUACCAAGGCGAGAAGGAUCCAUGGUACCUCCGCCAUUGGAGCCGACAAAGCAUCGAGUCCAGCGAGGCUGCGGAUGACGAGGCCUCGGUCAGCCGUGCUCAACAACUGGAAGUGGAGCAGGAGAGGAUGGACACGUUCUGGGCCGUCUUCAUGCUCGACCGGGAGAUCUCGUCUGGCACGGGACGCCCGGUGACGUUCCGCGACGAUGAUUUCGAAUUUGACUUGCCAGCACCAACGAUACACCCUGCGUCGGGCUGGCCCGCGCCGUACCCAACACUGACACGAAUCAUUCAUCUUUACGGCCGCGUGUCCGACGUUUUGAAUAACAUCCAUCACGCCAAAGAUCUGACGCAGGACAAAUGGGCCAAGCUGGCACACAUGGAGAGCGAGCUCACGAAGCUCUACCAAAACCAGGACCCAAGACUGCAUUUCAACGUCAGCAAUUUCAAGGCAUAUCUCAAAGCCAACCAGGGCACGACCUUUAUUCUGGUUCAUUUCUGGUUUCACGCCCUCAUCAUCAUCCUGCAUCAGCCAACAUUGCUCACGCCGUUUGGGUCGCUGAACCGGUCCCACCAGCUUUUGCCCAACAGUCGCGAGCUGUCCAUGUCGAGCGCCAAGACGAUUGCUGACAUUCUCUCCUUUGCCGAACUCAUCGGGCCCACGAGCUUCAUCGGCAACCCCUUUACAUCGCAGCCGAUGUACAUUGCGGCGUGCGCCUUCCUCAUGGAAUCCAUGGCUUACACAUCCCAACCACCGUCCAGGGCCACCUCGCCCCCUGAGGGCAACAGGCCCAGGGGCAAACCGAACGACAGCGCCAGGAUUUCGGCCAAGCACUCGCUCCUGGCCUCGGCAGCGAACCAGAACUACUUGCGCUGCCAUAAUUCGCUUCAGCAGCUGUGUGCUUAUUGGGGCGGUGUCAAGUACAUCUUGACAGCCCUCGACCAAAAGUCCAAGGGCAUCUGGGACUGCGAAACGUAUACGAACGAGGAGUACGAAAGCACCAAGGGAACACGCCACGGAUCGCUGGACCCCUUUUCGGGACUUGAAGGCUUGGGAUCGCCGAGUGCGCCUCCCUUUGCCUGGUCCCUGACGGGGACCACCAACUCGCCCAACUCAAGCCUCACACUGAUGUACCAGAACAUGCAGGCGAAUGCCGCCGCUCAGCCCCACGUAUCGUCGGCACCGACGAGCCAUCACGCCCUCGCGCAGAACAGCCGCUCAACGUCGUCGGGCCACAUGUACGACCCCAUCCGCCAGAGCAUGCCGGAAGCGCCGCCGUCCUCACUCUACGCGCCGUCGUAUCGACAGGCAGCAAAGGCAGCGCCCCAACACCAGCAGCAGACUGCACACCCUUCGUACGGAGCCUCGUCGCAACAGACGUCAGAUUAUGACGGCUCACUGCUCACGGGCACGACUCCGGGAUCGGGCCAUCACGCAUCGGCCAGUAUGUAUGAUUCGGCCUACACGGAGAGGGACUACUCGUAUUUCGGGCACCACAGCAUGAAUCCGAUCGGUGACGUUGUUACGUACGAGAACCCCGUCGACAUUGGCUCGCUCGGUCUGCCGGGGGACAUGAUGCCGCAGUGGCUCGAGUACCUUCCUGGCGACGUCCUCGGUGGCUACUUUGACGGGGGCCAUGACAUGAACGGGGGUACAGACUUGGAGGGAGGCGGCCACCAUGGUUAG